CAUCAAUUACUCGAUCUUUGCAUCUUGCGUCUGUGGUCGUCAGCUGAAAAUUAUCGUGUUUAUGCGUAGGUAUUAAUUGUGUUUAUUUUUAUAUCGCUAGGAAGUAGGAACGUUAGACAAAAUGGCAACAGGAGUUAAGCCUCGUGAUGAAGAAUCUAGCCUCACCAGAACCGAUUUAGAGACGAUACAAGAUGCUAUGAAGAAUAAGAAAUUUCGAGAACUGCUCUCCGAAUACUGCGAGGAAAUACGUGACCCGGCGAAUCAAGCGAUCUAUCAGAAAGAAAUGACCCAACUAGAGAAGGAACGUGGCUACGACGUAACUUUCAUCAAUCCAAAGGGAGGUUAUGUGAUUAAAACAAGCGUCGCAGGCGACAGAAAAGCCUUCAUUAACAUUUGCAGUAAUGAGAACAUCGGCAAACCGUCAUGUAAAGUGCAAGAGAAGAACGGGCAAAAGGGUAUGAAUUGGCAGCUUCCUUAUACAAUAAUUCCACCGAGGGAAGAUUACGAUCUUAAAAAACAACGAUGUGUUAUUUACGACGUAGUAUUCCACCCAGACACACUGCGCAUGGCAGCGGUCAACAAACGAUUCCGGGAGUUGGUAAACAAUACUGCUUUUGAUGGUUUACAAAAAACCUAUAACAUUCAUUUUGACAGCAAUAACUGCCGGUUUCCUAAAUCAAAUUAUAAGGGCAUGACUACACCGGCUGUUAUAAGGAAAGAGGACCCUAACUACAAACCAAUGAUUGAUGAAGAUGAAACAGAAGAGAUUUCACCAGAAAUUAUGGAAAAACUGUACCCCCAGCAUAUAUACCCGGAAGCAAAAGAGCCUAUAGAAGAACAAUAUAAAAAAGAACCUGAGCAACAUAGAAAAAAAGCCAAAAACAGUAAAAAAGAAUUCAGUCAUGCUUCACACAAUGGUUACACAGUACCUAAAUAUGUGAUAAAACAGCAGAAAAAUGUAGACUUGCAAGACUUCACAUAUCAUAAAAAUAGCAAGCGAUAUUCUGUUAUACCAAGUCAUUUAGUUAUUGAGAUUAAUUUGCCAUUAAUAUCUUUUGCUAAAGAUUGUAUUCUAGACGUUCGGGAAAAAUCUCUUAGUUUGAUUUCCGAAAAACCAGCAAAGUAUAAACUCGACCUUGCACUCCCUUAUGCAGUCAAUGAUGAGUGUGGAAAUGCCAAAUUUGAUAAAUUUAAGCAUUCACUAAUUGUGACUCUACCAGUGGUAAGAAGGAAUGCAUCAGAUGAUAAAGCAGUGUUAUUAAGACGUGAUAGUGGUGUGGAAAGUGAAGAAGAGAAUUCUAAUAGUGAUGAAGAAGUAGAGUCUAAAGAAAACCUAAUAGAUGUUAUUUCGUCAAGCCCUGCUGUUUCUUAUUUAUCAUUGAAGAAAAAUGAGCAGAAUCCCUCAUCUGCUGAAGAAUUCCUGCUCCCUACAAUUAGCUACACAUUACCUUCAUAUACAUACAAUGCAUUGGAUUAUGUUGUGGCAUUCACCUUUCAUGUUAAAAACACUGAACCUGAUUCAGUAAAAGUAAAAAAUGAUGAAAAUAAAAUAUUCAUUAGGUUUUCUUCACUUGGAUCUGGUUUUGUACCAAUACAUUAUGCAGCAGUUAUUUUAUUGGAUGAAGGUGUAAAGUUUGAAAAUGCAAUUGGUGAAGCAUGGGAUAAUAAUGUUAUUUUACAGUUAGAAAUAACUGGAGAUAUGAUUAAGAAAUUCCAAAUAGGUUUAAAUGAUAAUGAUAUGAAAACAGAAUAUUUUGAAGUAUCCCAAGCAACAAAAGAUGAUACAUUAAAAGUUACAUUGCCUGAUGAUUCCCACUCAGAGUCAGUGGCUAAACCAUUAGUUGAAGUAACUAGCUUUGGAACUGAAACAAAUAUUGUUGUAUCAUCACCUAACAACAAAACAGAUACUGAAGAGGACACUGAAAAUGAAAGAGACAUAGUCUGGACAGAAUCUAGUACUAUAAAAAAUGGGGCUAAGAGCAUACUACGUAAGCCCAUGAUGAUGCGAAGCUUUUCUGAAUCAAGUGCAGGUGAUGUUGCAUCUUCCAUGGACUAUAUAAGCUCUGAUUGUAUUCCUGAAGAAUCUAGCUUUAAUAAAAAGACGGUUAGAUUUAGUGAUGUUAUUGCAAGGCAGUUUUACAGAUAUAACUCAUCAAUUGAAGGCCAGAAAAAGAAAAACCAACGCAAGAAGAGCAAAAAGCGAAGCCAAGAUCAGCGUAGAAGUGAGAGUGAAGCUGAAGAUGAUAUUUACAACUUAGUCAAGCCGUCGAAACCCCGCCUAAAACCGGCCCUCAAGAAGAGACAUGACAGUGGAGUAGCGGACACUUCAGAUGCAGAAGAGUGCAAGAACAUUAUGUCCGACAGCGACUUGCAAUAUAACAGCAACACUGAUGAAAAUGCUAAUGAAAACUGCCCACUGGACGUCCGUAGGCACAUGUCUUAUUUGAACCUAAUCAACAAUAAUACCGAAAAAAACCCACAACCGGCUGUAUGGACUUCGGAUUUGAGAGUGCACUUAGCAGACACGACACCUUUAAACGGCAGGAAAGCAGAAACACAAAAAAAUGAACCAGUUACAUGUGAUACCAUAAAACACAACACCAAUCUCUAUAACCCAGACAAAUUAAAUAAGGGACAAUACUUAGAAGUCAAAUUUAAAAACGAUCUCAUUUUUGAUCUUGAUAUGUGAGCAUUAAGCUCACAUUGAGAUCUUUGGUUGUAUAAUAAACCUUACAUUAAUUGAUGAAAUUCAUUAAUAAUUUUAGUAAUAACAUCAGUAGAUAUCUAGUUAUCUAGUGCUUACCAGUGAUCUUUAUUGUGUAGGCGUGAGUGGUAAGGUUUAGAAUAGUUUUUCUUUACCUUUUCACUUCAAUUAUGUUCCUUUCCAAAUAGUUUUUUUUAAAUCAGCUAAGUUUAUGGCAAUGGUCUAUAAAAUUCUGCACGAUAGUCGAUUAUAUUAUUAAACAAAAUAUAGUUGAUAUAUGAUAGGCAAUUAUGUACAAGUAUUUGAAAAUUGUUAUGAAAUUUUCUUAUUUUAGGCAAUAUAAAUUAUAAAUCACAUAGAUUAAUACAUAUAAGGGUACAAAUUAGAUUUAUUUGAAUCAAAUGAUAAAGUCUGACAAACUAAAAUUUUAAAAUUCACAUUUUUAAAGUAUGUAAUAGAUUUAAAACAUACAGCUAAGAUAUUUUUUCCUUACCAAUAAGAAAUGUAAAAUAUUAUUAUUUUAAAAUAAUUUUGUUCUUAAAAGGUCUUCACUCCUAUCUUAAAAACCUGAUAAUGAAUUCAAAGAGGUUGAAUAUGGCGGUUUAAUUCUGGAUACAAAUAUAUUAUUAUGAUAGUAGGAUGCUCCAACAAAAUCUAAACUUCCAAAUGAUUGCUAGGCUCACCUAUUUUCGGUAAGAUAUAUUAAAUUUUAAAAUUUUUUGGGUCAAAAUUUUGUUUUUUUUCUUAAAAUGCACCCAUGCCAUGCAUUGAGGCAAACAAAAAAAUAAAAAUAAAAAUUCAACCUGUCCAGCUUUUUUCGAGUUUUAGUGAAAACCUAUAAAUUUUUAUAAAUAAAUGAAGAUUAGUGGUGGUAAGGAUUUUAAGAUACGAGAAUGUAUGAAACUGACAUAAUUAAGAUAUAAUUAGUCUGAUCUGGAGUUACGCAGGUACAGACUACUGUCACUGCCCCGCUGAAAUCCAUUUUUGUACAUUGCCGACAUGCCAGAUUGGAAUGUUAUAAGCAAAUCAAUUGUGGUAUAAUCAUCUUCUCUAGUAUAAUGUCUUUCGUCUACAAUAGUGUUUAAAGAAAUAGUUUUAAUGAGUAGUUUUUUUUUUAUUAUUAAGGCAUAUUUCAGGGAGAACUAUGUCGCAGUUAUUUGUGCAAAAUUUUUGUCAGUGUUUUUUACGGAACUAGAUCACAGCAUUAACCUUAGCUGUUGUCAUAAGCCAUGCAUUUAAAUUUAUUUUAAUAUGUUAGUAUUAAACUUGUGUUUUAGUAUAACUUAUAAUAAUUAUGUUGAGUCAGAAGUUUGAAAGUAAAAUAUGUGAUGUUUCGAAUAUUAAUUUAAUAGAUGAAAUGGAAAUUAA
Molecule: messenger RNA, 4072 nt
Organism: Pararge aegeria (speckled wood butterfly)
Lineage: Eukaryota; Metazoa; Arthropoda; Insecta; Lepidoptera; Nymphalidae
Gene: Nop17l
Product: protein kintoun
Exons: 3
Coding region: 122-2689 (855 amino acids)
Biological process (GO): axonemal dynein complex assembly
Cellular component (GO): cytoplasm
Source: RefSeq, a predicted model, not a curated record